Brassica napus (rape) is the source of this 1933-nucleotide messenger RNA. Its product is annotated as long chain base biosynthesis protein 2b-like. The coding region runs from base 155 to 1690 and encodes 511 amino acids. The transcript is spliced from 10 exons. Gene Ontology annotation, cellular component: serine palmitoyltransferase complex. Gene Ontology annotation, molecular function: pyridoxal phosphate binding; serine C-palmitoyltransferase activity. The record is from RefSeq and is a predicted model, not a curated record. Gene Ontology annotation, biological process: sphingosine biosynthetic process; ceramide biosynthetic process. Lineage: Eukaryota; Viridiplantae; Streptophyta; Magnoliopsida; Brassicales; Brassicaceae.
UUGUUUUUUUUAGAAGAAGAAAGGGGAAGAGAUCCAAUUCAAAUCUCUCUCUCCUCUCUCCCGUGAGAAAGAGAAAGGCGCAGAUUUUUCCAGAUCUCAUCACAACCGAGAUUGAGAGAGAGAGAGAGAGAAGGAGAAGGAGAAGGGAAGAAAAAUGAUUACGAUCCCAUACCUGACGGCCGUAUCGACAUACUUCAGCUACGGCUUGCUCUUCGCGUUCGGGCAGCUUCGAGAUUACUCGCGCCUUAUCUUCGAUUGGUGCUCCACCAACAAUCUCCACGGAUACGCCCCCAUCUGCUUGGCUCACGAGGAUUUCUACAUCCGACGAUUGUAUCACCGUAUUCAGGAUUGUUUUAAUCGGCCCAUCUCAAGUGCUCCUGAUUCUUGGGUUGAUGUUAUCGAGAGGUACUCUAAUGACAACAACAAGACCCUCAAGCGAACAACAAAGAGCACAAGGUGCCUCAAUUUGGGCUCUUACAACUAUCUUGGGUUCGGUUCUUUCGAUGAGUAUUGCACUCCUCGCGUUAUUGAGUCCUUGAAGAAGUUUUCAGCUAGUACAUGCAGCUCUCGCGUUGACGCAGGUCAAGACAGAACAAUCUCUCUUCUCUGUUUUUGUAUUCUGACAUCCGUUUCGUUUCUGCCAUCAGGGACCACAUCUGUGCAUGCAGAACUUGAAGAAUGUGUUGCCAAGUAUGUGGGGAAACCUGCUGCUAUUGUCACUGGUAUGGGCUUCGCAACAAACUCCGCUAUCAUUCCUGUCUUGAUUGGAAAGGGAGGGUUGAUAAUAAGCGAUUCUUUGAACCAUACUUCAAUUGUAAACGGUGCUCGAGGUUCAGGAGCCACUAUCCGCGUUUUCCAACACAACACACCUGCUCAUUUGGAAAGAGUAUUGAAAGAACAAAUCGCUGAGGGACAACCUAGGACACACAGACCCUGGAAGAAAAUUAUUGUUGUUGUUGAGGGUAUUUACAGCAUGGAAGGGGAGAUUUGUCAACUGCCCGAGAUUGUCUCAGUUUGCAAGAAGUAUAAGGCUUAUGUUUACUUGGAUGAAGCUCACAGCAUUGGAGCAAUUGGAAAAACAGGCAGGGGUGUUUGCGAACUUCUCGGAGUUGACACAGCUGAUGUGGACAUUAUGAUGGGGACUUUUACCAAAUCUUUCGGAUCUUGUGGUGGCUAUAUUGCCGGAUCCAAGGAGCUCAUCCAAUAUUUGAAGUACCAUUGCCCGGCUCACCUUUACGCAACAUCAAUCUCAACUCCUUCAGCGCAACAAAUCAUAUCAGCCAUAAAAGUUAUCCUUGGAGAGGACGGUUCAAACAGAGGUGCGCAAAAGUUAGCAAGGAUAAGGGAGAACAGCAACUUUUUCAGGGCUGAGUUGCAGAAGAUGGGAUUUGAGGUCCUUGGAGACAAUGAUUCCCCAGUCAUGCCAAUAAUGCUUUACAAUCCAGCAAAAAUCCCAGCCUUCUCAAGGGAAUGCUUGCGAGAAAACGUCGCAGUUGUGGUUGUUGGUUUCCCAGCUACGCCUCUAUUGCUAGCCAGGGCUCGUAUUUGCAUAUCCGCAUCUCACUCAAGAGAAGAUCUUAUCAAAGCUCUAAAGGUUAUAAGCAAAGCAGGUGACCUUACCGGAAUCAAAUAUUUUCCGGCAGCACCAAAGAAGCAAGAAGAAGAGAAAGAUAGAAUCAAAUUGGAUUAAGACCGUAAUGCUAAGCAGUUUCCUUACCAAACGAGGGUUUGAUCAGUACUAAUUAGCAUUAGUUUACUGGUUUUUCUUGCGGUUCUGUCUUUUGCUGUGGCCCCUCUACUUGUCUUGAAACUUUGUGAUCGUUCUUCUUUUUUUUCAUUUUGUUUCUUUGGUUUCGUCCGAGUUAAUUGUAUAGCUUCCUUUAAGAUUGGUGCUCCAAAAUUACAGAUGCUAUUUGAUGACGUUUUAUGCUUC